AUGGCUCCCGGGGCCCUGGGGCCGGGGGUCCCGCUGCUGCUGCUGCUGCUGCUGCUGCUGCUGCUGCUGCCGCCGGCGCCGGUGCCCCCCCCGGCCGGUGCCCACCCGCAGUGCCUGGACUUCAAGCCCCCUUUCGGGCCCCCGCGGCCGCUGGCCUUCUGCGCCUCCUACUCGGGCCUCGGCUGCUGCCACGCCGGCCGCGACGCCGCCCUCGCCCGCCGCUACGACGAUGCCCUCGCCCGCCUCCGCCCCGGAGCCCGCCGGGCCUGCGCCGCCUACCUGCGCGACCUGCUCUGCCAGGAAUGUUCACCAUAUGCCGCUCACCUGUUCGACGCCGAGGACCCUGCCACGCCGGUGCGGACAGUGCCUGGCCUGUGCGGCGACUACUGCAGGGAGUUAUGGCUGAAGUGCCGCUCAGUGGUCAGACUCCUGUCCCCGGACAAGGAGCUCUUGGCCCUGGAGAACAACCAGGCUAAGUUCUGCCACUACCUGGGCCUCGACGAUGCCGACUACUGCUUCCCGCACCUGCUGGUCAAUGAGAAACUGAACCUGAACCUGGGCCAGGUGAGGGAGGAUGCCGAGGGAUGCCUCCAGCUCUGCCUAGUGGAGGUAGCCAAUGGGCUCCGGAACCCGGUGGCCCUGGUCCAUGCCGGGGACGGCACCCACCGCUUUUUCGUGGCCGAGCAGGUGGGGCUGGUGUGGACCUACCUCCCCAACCGGUCCCGUCUGGAAAAGCCAUUCCUGAACAUCAGUGAGGCCGUGCUUACCUCCCCGUGGGAGGGGGAUGAGCGAGGCUUCCUCGGGAUUGCCUUCCACCCCCGGUUCAGGCACAGCGGGAAGGUGUAUGUCUACUACUCAGUGGAAGUCCGCUUCGAGGAGAGGAUCCGCAUCAGCGAGUUCAGGAUCUCCCCCGAUGACAUGAACACAGUGGACCACAGCUCGGAAAGGAUCAUUCUGGAGAUUGAAGAACCAGCAUCGAACCACAAUGGGGGAGAGCUGCUGUUUGGAGAUGACGGUUAUCUUUACAUAUUUACUGGAGAUGGGGGCAUGGCCGGGGAUCCUUUUGGAAAGUUCGGAAAUUCUCAGAACAAGUCCGCCCUGCUGGGCAAAGUGCUGCGCAUCGACGUGGACCAGAAUGACCGCGGACCCCUCUACAGGAUCCCUCCCGACAACCCAUUCGUGGCCGACACCUCCGCCCGUCCCGAGGUCUACGCAUUCGGCGUACGGAACAUGUGGCGCUGCUCCUUCGACCGGGGAGAUCCUGUUACCGGAGAGGGACGUGGGCGGCUCUUCUGUGGCGACGUGGGGCAGAAUAAAUUUGAAGAGGUGGACAUUGUCGAAAAAGGGAAGAACUAUGGCUGGCGAGCCCGGGAAGGCUUCCACUGCUACGAUAAAAAGCUGUGCGCUAAUUCAUCUUUAGAUGACGUGCUUCCCAUUUACGCUUACCCACACAAGAUGGGGAAGUCGGUGACGGGAGGCUAUGUCUAUCGGGGCUGCGAGUCCCCAAAUUUGAAUGGCCUGUACAUUUUCGGUGAUUUUAUGAGUGGGCGUUUAAUGUCACUCAAAGAGAAUCAUGCCACUGGGCAGUGGCAGUACACUGAAAUCUGCAUGGGCCAAGGGCAGACCUGCAUGUUCCCUGGGAUGAUCAACAACUACUAUCAGCACAUCAUCUCUUUCGGUGAAGAUGAGUCAGGGGAACUUUACUUCAUGUCAACUGGUGUACCAAGCGCCACCUCUGCCAGUGGAGUAGUUUAUAAAAUGGUGGACACCUCAAGGAGAGCACCUCCAGGCAAAUGUCAGAUUAAGCCUUCGCCGGUCAGAGUGAAGAGCAGGAUCAUCAGCUUUGUGGCGAAGGAAAAGUUCAUCAGGAAAACAGAAAGGCCCCAGCCCCGGCCCACCACAAGAGCCCCACGACCCAGCCGCCCCACCACACUGCCCCUCACCGUUGGGACCCCUGACUGGGCCGAACAGAUCCUGCAACUCCUCCGCAACCGGACUGCGAGUGUGGCCGCUUCCACAGAACCCCCGGCCAGGCGGGCCCCGGGCCGGGGCAGUGGCAGGAGAGGGGAGAGGAAGAAGAACCGCCCCUCCCCGCCACCUCCUCCCCUCCCCAGCGGAGCGGUGAGACUGCUCGACGGGCAGGCCCGGGGUAGAGACCGAGGCCGUGUGGAGAUCUUCAUCCACGGGCGCUGGGGGACUGUGUGUGAUGACCAGUGGGACUCCCGGGAUGCAGCCGUGGUCUGCCGCCAGCUGGGCUUCCCUCAUGUCAUCAGGGCUGCCAAGAGGGCUGAGUUUGGGGAAGGGCAGGCUCUCCCCAUUCUCCUGGAUGAUGUGCAGUGCAACGGGCAGGAGGAGAGCCUCCUGGACUGCAACCAUUUGGGCAUAGGGAAGCACAACUGUGCCCACGAUGAGGAUGCAGGAGUGGUGUGUGGCUACAGAGACCCGGAGGCCUAGGCAGCUCAAGAACUCGAGUCGGGUCAGAGGAAACCAGACCCAAUCCAGGGAAUCCUGCUGGCUCGGUUGCUCUGCAGGGUGGGUUCCCCUAUGCACUGCAUGAGUUUGUGUGGGUUUGUGUGAGUGUGUUUGCAAGGAUGUGAGGGUGUGAGAUUUUUAUCUCUGUCUGCUCAGAGGCAUUGGGAGCAGCUUCCCUGACCAAGAACUGUCUGUUCUUCCCCCUUUUCUCUCCAGGAAUUCCUCUGGCAUCAGCUUGGGUCAAAGCCUGCUCUAUCCAUUCCACCGUCAGAUAGUUUUGGCUCCCACCCCCCUACCCCAUUCCCCUUGUCUAGGACCCUUGUCUAGGAGAUACGGAGAGAGGUCACACCCAGAACACCCCCCAUAUUCCAGGGGAAGCAAAGGAAUCGUCCAGUAGUCACUGACCCUUGACUUUUUACUGUCUAACUUUCCAUGGCAAAGGUCUCUUUGAUUUCAGAAAUGCUCUAAAUUGAGGGCCCAGAAAGGUUGGUGGCACCGGGUCAGAUCAACUCGUGGUCAUCUUCCGUGGCAUACUAGGGUAGCAGUGUAAUCUAGAGGAAAGACCAUAGGUCUGAGAGCCAAGAGACUAGGCUGCCAGCUGGUCUCGGGCAAGUCACUUAAGAUCUCUGUUUCCCCACCAGACUCUCCAACUUCACAGGGAUGUUGUGAGAAUAGAAUGAGAUAACUAAUGAGGGGAUUUUUUGGAAAACGCAGAAGUGCCGUGCAAAUUCAAGAUAGUAUUCUGUGCAUCCCUCAGGGAUGAAGCAUUACGGGCUCUGUCCCUAAAGAUCCCCAAACUUGGGAAGGUAACAAUUGUUUCAAUAGUGGGAAUAUUGUAUGAAGAAGAUUGAAGUGUUUUUGUUCUUGUGACAGGAAGAUGCUGGGACAAUAGAGGAGAUGAUGGUUGUGGGGAGAGGGAAAGAGAAAGAGUGUGGGAGAGAGGGAGACAGGAGAGAAAGAGAGAUUAGUAUUAGCUGUUAGCACUCUGUUAGCACUCUGCUCCACUCGUUUUAGAAAGUUCAUCUGGGAAAUGGCAGUGUUCCCUUCAGUUGAAAGAAGUGGUCCUAGAUUGCAAAGCCUCAGCCACUUCAACAAACUCCCUGUGUACUUACUGCUUCUCACCCUUUCUGUGCCCCUUCUGUUAACACCCUCCCUCCAGCUUCAUUUGAGAUUGUGGAUAAAACUUUCAUCUGUAUGAGACAAGGUCCCGAUCUUUUGCCUGGCUUGAGCUCCCCCUGUUCUUUCCAGCCAGUGCAGUGGUUGGGUAAUUGUGCUCAAGGCUUGUACCAAGUGCGAUCUGGAGUGUGGGAUUCAUGCCAGUCUCCAAGCUGAAGACUGCCUUGUGCCCCUCUGGUACUGCUGAGAUCCUCGUUUCCCGUUCCAAUUUCCUUACCACCGUCUGCUUCUUACUGAGUUCAUUUUUCAGGUUUUAUGUCCUUUUUCACAUCUUUGUCUAAACUCUUAGAGGGGAGCACUGGGAACCAGCUGCCAGACCCACCAGAUGAGGCUGCAUGGGAGACAUUGGUUAAAGCUUUGGAUUAAAGGUGCCAAAGCAGUGAUAAAGUGAUCUCAAACUCUAA
This is a messenger RNA of Ornithorhynchus anatinus (platypus), 4052 nucleotides long. RefSeq names its product HHIP like 1 (gene HHIPL1). NCBI's taxonomy places the organism in Eukaryota, Metazoa, Chordata, Mammalia, Monotremata, Ornithorhynchidae. The transcript has 9 exons. Gene Ontology annotation, cellular component: membrane. The record is from RefSeq and is a predicted model, not a curated record. The coding region runs from base 1 to 2454 and encodes 817 amino acids.